Messenger RNA from Tauraco erythrolophus (red-crested turaco), 1047 nucleotides. The record is from RefSeq and is a predicted model, not a curated record. NCBI's taxonomy places the organism in Eukaryota, Metazoa, Chordata, Aves, Musophagiformes, Musophagidae.
UUGAAGACAGAAAGAGAUAUACAGAGCUGUUUCCUCUUGGCUUUUUUAGCUGUCACAGCUUUCUUCAUCCGUGAUGCCCAGGGCCAAGUGUCCCCACCAACAAGACUAAGAUAUAAUGUAGUCAGUCCUGACAGUGUACAGAUCUCUUGGAAAGCCCCCAAAGGGCAAAUCACUGGAUAUAAGCUUCUUGUCACUCCAAGUUCAGGUGGAAAAACCAAUCAAUUAAUUCUCCAAAACACUGCAACCAAAGCAAUUAUUCAAGGUCUUAUUCCAGAUCAAAACUAUGCCCUUCAGAUCAUUGCAUUCAGCGAAGACAAGGAGAGCAAGCCAGCACAAGGCCAGUUCAGAAUUAAAGAUAUAGAGAGAAGAAAAGAAACAAAUAAAGCCAAGGUGAAGGAUCCAGAAAAAACAAACGCGAGUAAACCAGCUCCAGAAGGAAGUCUGUUUACCUGUAAAACUCCAGCAAUUGCAGAUAUUGUGAUACUGGUAGAUGGUUCUUGGAGUAUUGGCAGAUUCAAUUUCAGACUCGUUCGACUGUUCCUGGAGAAUCUCGUUUCUGCUUUCAAUGUGGGAUCUGAGAAGACAAGAGUAGGUCUUGCACAGUACAGUGGUGAUCCCCGAAUUGAAUGGCAUUUGAAUGCCUAUGGCACAAAAGAUGCUGUUUUGGAUGCAGUCCGUAAUCUACCGUAUAAGGGAGGGAAUACAUUAACAGGUCUUGCCUUAACUUACAUUUUGGAGAACAGCUUUAAGCCUGAAGCAGGCGCAAGGCCUGGCGUAUCUAAAAUCGGCAUACUGAUCACUGAUGGGAAGUCCCAAGAUGAUGUUAUCCCUCCUGCUAAAAACCUACGAGAUGCUGGCAUUGAGCUGUUUGCUAUUGGUGUAAAGAAUGCAGAUAUAAAUGAACUCAAAGAAAUUGCCUCUGAACCUGACAGCACACAUGUCUACAACGUUGCUGACUUUAACUUCAUGCAUACCAUUGUUGAAGGUCUGACCAGAACAGUGUGCUCACGAGUAGAGGAACAGGAAAAGGAAAUCAAGAGUGAGUAA